AUGGAAACAGGUGGUGACUGGGCGCAGGAAAAAAGUGGCGCGCUACCAACCAUCAAACUGCCACAAAGAGUGGAGCCUGGCAAGCACUUCGCAAACGGUGUUCUCGUACUCACUGCACAGCCCACGAAGCGACGUGGACAAACUGGUGCAAGAGUUUCAGGCCUCGUCAGCCCCCGGCCAACCGAGAGCCGCCGCGACGCAGUCGAAACAUGGGUUACGAUGCAUUAA
Messenger RNA from Alternaria arborescens, 228 nucleotides. RefSeq lists its product as hypothetical. The coding region runs from base 1 to 228 and encodes 75 amino acids. The transcript has a single exon. The record is from RefSeq and is a predicted model, not a curated record. Lineage: Eukaryota; Fungi; Ascomycota; Dothideomycetes; Pleosporales; Pleosporaceae.